Messenger RNA from Rhinocladiella mackenziei CBS 650.93, 882 nucleotides. RefSeq lists its product as uncharacterized. Lineage: Eukaryota; Fungi; Ascomycota; Eurotiomycetes; Chaetothyriales; Herpotrichiellaceae. The record is from RefSeq and is a predicted model, not a curated record. The transcript has a single exon. The coding region runs from base 1 to 882 and encodes 293 amino acids.
AUGGCGUCCGAAGGCAGCGAUGGGCCUGCUGCGCCCAAGUCCAAGCAGGAACGUAUUCGUGACAAUCAACGACGCAGCCGUGCUCGGCGCCAAGAGUAUCUGGCCGAGCUCCAGAGGCGGCUGAACGAAUGUCACAACGCUUUUCGGGAGGCUGAGCUUCAACGGGAGGCAUUCGCCCACCUUCAAACUGAAAAUGCCCGGCUACGAGAACUAUUGAAUUUCGCUGGUGUCAGUCCUGAGGUCGUGGAAUCUUAUGGCCGGCAACACAAUCACCGUGCGGACGAUAGCACAGCAGCAUCGCUUCGACAAAUUAAGCCCAAGCUACAGUCGAUGGACGCAUCCGGACAUCCAAGCCCACUUCACAUACCCAAACUGGAAUCCAAUGGCGCUUUGUGCUGUCCGACAUCCUCCUCAUGUUGCACCUCCCAGCCCGGAUUGCCCCUUGAACACUUCCACGGCUAUGAUGGCCAAUUUCGCCGUCCUCACCAAUUUCUCGACGCCCCGGCUACAAUUGCAACGACGCUAUUUCAAACGACGGCAAUGUCCCCAGCAACCUCGUCCCAAUGGUUGAUUGACACAGGCAGCGAAGGCCCGGCCGCAUCGUACGACGACACCUUUUCUUGCGACACAUUUCGUGUCCCGCCUAAGGGCCCUCUCUUACCGGAUGAUGGCAACACUACACUGUGCUCGAUGGCCAAGGCUCUGAUUGAUCAGUGCAAUCCAACACCAUCAGAAAUGGAAGAAAUCAGAGCCCGACUUGCCACGGCUUUUAGUCGACCAACCUUUCCCGAACAAGGCUGCAGGGUCAACAACCAAGUUUUGUGUCAGAUAUUAAGUGAAAUGAACGCAAAGGCCAAUGCAACGAUGAAGACUGAUUUCUAA